Molecule: messenger RNA, 1821 nt
Organism: Pyrus x bretschneideri (Chinese white pear)
Lineage: Eukaryota; Viridiplantae; Streptophyta; Magnoliopsida; Rosales; Rosaceae
Product: ribosome-inactivating protein SNAIf-like
Exons: 1
Coding region: 16-1668 (550 amino acids)
Biological process (GO): negative regulation of translation
Molecular function (GO): rRNA N-glycosylase activity
Source: RefSeq, a predicted model, not a curated record
UACAUAUAUAGCAGAAUGACGAGACUGCUAGCAGUAUACAUUACUCUCGCAUUUAGCCUCUUUCUCUAUGGCACCGAGUGCAACAUCUCAUUCUCCACAAAUGGAGCUACAAGCAACUCAUACAACAAGUUCAUAAAAGCACUGCGAGCCCAACUCACAAAUGGAGCGGCCAGAAUAUAUGAUAUACCUGUCCUGAACCCAUCUGUGCCGGACUCACAACGCUUCCUCUUGGUUGAUCUCUCUAACAAUGGCAACAACACCAUAACCGUGGCAAUUGACGUGGUGAAUGUUUCUGUUGUGGCUUAUCGCACACGUGCAGCUAGAUCUUACUUUCUUGCUGACGCUCCUGAUGAAGCUUUGGACAUUUUAUUCAACGAUACCAGAGGGUUUUUUCUUCCAUUCACAAGCAACUACAUUGAUCUUGAGAAAGCCGCAGAGAAAUCCAGGGACAAAAUCCCAUUGGGACUCACUCCACUACAUAACUCCAUCACCAGCUUGUGGAAUCAUGAGUUGGAAGAGGCUGCAGCGUCGCUACUUGUGAUCACUCAAACGGUCUUUGAAGCAGCAAGGUUCAGGGUCAUUGAGCAGCGAGUUCGCAACAGUAUAAGCUCCAAAGCUAACUUUAUACCAGACCAUGCAAUGCUGAGCUUGGAGAACAAUUGGUUGGCUAUCUCUUGGGAGACACAACAUGCACUUAAUGGAGUCUUCAGUAAGUCCAUUCAACUUCGCUCUACCAACAACAAUCUUUUCCUUGUAGACAGUGUUAGUUCAAGCAUCAUGGCCGGUGUCGCAUUCUUAUUCUACAACUGCCAUGCUGUGACCUUUCCCAACAUAAUCAAAAUGCCUGUUAACGUUGUGAUGGGCAAGGAAAUUGACAAUGAAAUAUGUGCGGUACAAAACCGCACAACACGCAUAAGCGGUCUAGAAGGAUUGUGCAUUGACGUGAAGAAUGGUCUCGACAGCGAUGGGAAUCUAGUCCAAAUUUGGCCAUGUGGGCAACAGCGCAAUCAGAAGUGGACAUUCCAACCAGAUGAGACGAUCCGGUCAAUGGAAAAAUGCAUGACUGCAUAUAGUACUUCUAGCCCUAAAAAUUAUGUCAUGAUAUACAACUGUACUACGGCUGUUCCGGAAGCGACUAAGUGGGCAUUAUCUACCGAUGGCACAAUCACACAUCGUCGCUCCGGACUUGUUCUCACUGCCCACGAAGCUACGCAGGGUACCACCCUAACUAUAGCUACCAAUAGCCAUUCUCCUAGGCAAGGUUGGAGAGUGGGAGAUGAUGUGGAGCCCACAGUGACUUCCAUUAUUGGGUAUAAUGACAUGUGCCUUACUGCCAACGACGAUAAGAGUCGAGUAUGGAUGGAGUAUUGUGUGCCCAGCAAUAAUCAACAACAAUGGGCACUCUAUAGUGAAGGCACUAUCCGAGUAAAUAGCGAUCGCACCCUAUGUGUCACAUCCAAUGGUCACAACUCAUCAAAUGUAAUCAUCAUACUGAAAUGUGAAUUAAGAAGGGGCGACCAGCGUUGGGUGUUCAAGACAGACGGUUCCAUUUUAAACCCUAAUUCUGAAUUGGUUAUGGAUGUGAAAAACAGCGAUGUGUACCUGCGAGAGAUCAUUUUGUAUCCAUACUAUGGGACACCCAACCAGCAAUGGCUGCCGUUCUUCUAAUUAAGCGGCCGGCUAGAAUGACUACACUAAAUAUGUUCAGAUGAACCCUAAAUAAGUUUCGAUGUUCUUCAUCACACUAUUUUGUCUUGUAUCCACACAUAUGUGUGUAUUACUAAACUAUUCAAAUGAGACAUUUCUAGGUUUUUCAUCACA